Guillardia theta CCMP2712 is the source of this 945-nucleotide messenger RNA. RefSeq lists its product as hypothetical. Bases 1 to 945 code for a protein of 314 amino acids. The record is from RefSeq and is a predicted model, not a curated record. The transcript is spliced from 11 exons. Gene Ontology annotation, molecular function: protein binding. Lineage: Eukaryota; Cryptophyceae; Pyrenomonadales; Geminigeraceae.
AUGCGAGAGAUAAUGAGGCCAGGUCAGCUGGACAGGAGGAGCAGAGAACUAGAGGAAGGCAGAGACAAGGUGACUGGCCGAGGACAUGGAGGGAAGACAGCUUACUUGAUCGGCGGGAUAUUGCGGGGAGGAAGGAGCAACGACCUAGCAUGGAAGCUCAACUUAACAGAGCUAGAUGAACAUGCUGGUUCUCUCGAAUGGUAUCCUAUGAAAGGACUUGAGAUGGGCCUGGUCGAGGAUGGCAAGACGUCGCUCGCGUCUGCUGUUGAGCGAGCAGGGCUCGGCAUCGCCUGCCUCGAUGGCUUCAUCUUCACAGUGGGAGGGUUUCAGAAGGGCGGGGCACACAUCAAGACCACCGAAGUUUUCGAUGCUCGAGGUCGUUCAGCGCGGGCUCAAGGCAAGGAGAAGAAGACAUCCAAGGCGCCUCCUCGUUCUGAGGGCUGGCAUACAGCUGGCGAUCUAGUCCAGGCGCGGGAGGGGAUGGGUAUCGCAGCAGGCGAGGGGUUCGUGUGGGUGGCAGGAGGAUAUGACGGCAACGAGCGACUCAAGUCGGUCGAGAGGCUGAGCCCGCAGACCCUGCGUUGGACCAGAAUGUCUCCGAUGCACUACGCGCGACACACAGUUGGGUUGGCCGUGAUGAAGGGGAAGUUGUACGCUGUAGGGGGAUGGAGCGCGGGAGAGGAGGGGCGAGUUGAGAGGCAUGCUUUCGGGCUGCUGACGUUCGGCGACUUCAUUUUGGUUGUGGGAGGCCUGACGGUAGUCAGCGACCGACAAGACGUCAGGGGAAGGGACUACAUUCACAUGAGCAUGGAGGGAAGGGACGUGCGGGGGAGGCUUGUGGAGAGCGCAGAGGUUCUAGACGUACGCGACGAGGGGAGAGGUUGGUCGCCCUUCUUCCGCUUCGAGAUGCCCGAGGCUCUCCUCGGUUUCGCUCUUGUGCAGUGA